Messenger RNA from Pneumocystis murina B123, 2646 nucleotides. RefSeq lists its product as hypothetical. Lineage: Eukaryota; Fungi; Ascomycota; Pneumocystomycetes; Pneumocystales; Pneumocystaceae. Gene Ontology annotation, cellular component: small-subunit processome; Pwp2p-containing subcomplex of 90S preribosome. The transcript is spliced from 8 exons. Gene Ontology annotation, molecular function: protein binding. Gene Ontology annotation, biological process: ribosomal small subunit assembly; maturation of SSU-rRNA from tricistronic rRNA transcript (SSU-rRNA, 5.8S rRNA, LSU-rRNA). The record is from RefSeq and is a predicted model, not a curated record. Bases 1 to 2646 code for a protein of 881 amino acids.
AUGAAGUCAGAAUUUAAGCUUUGUAAUGUUCUUGGGUCUUUUUAUCGUAAUGGAAAUCUAAUUUUUACGUCAAAAAAUGAGUUGUUUAGUCCAAUUGGGAAUCGUGUAACAUUAUUUGAUUUAGAGGGGAAUACAUCAGUUACUCUUCCGUUUGAAAAUUCGAAAAAUAUUCGUUGUAUUGCCUUAUCACCGGCUUGUACAUUAUUACUUUCAGUUGACGAAGAUGGAAGAGCAAUCUUGUUGAAUGUUAUUAAAAGAGUUGUUUUGUAUCAUUUUAAUUUUGGAAGUAUUGUUGAAGACGUUAAAUUUUCUCCGUGUGGAAAAUAUUUUGCAGUUGCUAUUGGAUAUCAUGUUGAAGUUUGGAAAUCUCCUAAAUUGUCGGAUGAAUUGGAAUUUUCUCCAUUUGUAAAGCAUAGGGUGUAUACAGGACAUCAUGAUACAAUAAAGACGAUUACUUGGUCUUCGGAUUCACGAUUUUUUUUGACAGCUUCUAAAGAUAUUACAGCAAGAUUGUAUUCUUUAGAUCCAAUGGAAAAUUUUACUCCGAUGACUUUUGCAGGUCAUAGAGAAGCUCUUGUUGGUGCAUUUUUUUAUUCAACGGAAAAAAUGAUAUAUACUGCUAGUAAGGAUGGUGCGCUUUUUUAUUGGAAAGAGUCUUUACCUUCUGAAGAAAUAGGAUCUAUGAAAAAUCAAGAUUUAAAUAAGGAUUUUAAAUAUAAAUGGACUAUUAUGAAUAAACACUAUUUUAAUCAGAAUAAUGCAAAAAUGACAUGUAUUGCUUUUCAUCAUAAGUCUAAUCUACUUGUCGCAGGCUUUACAUCUGGAAUUUUUGGGCUUUAUGAGCUUCCAGAAUUUAAUAUGAUACAUACUCUUAGCAUUUCACAAAACGCUAUUGAUUUUAUUUCUAUCAAUGGGACCGGUGAAUGGAUUGCUUUUGGUGGAGGGAAACUUGGGCAAUUAUUAGUUUGGGAAUGGCAAUCGGAAUCAUAUGUUUUUAAGCAACAGGGGCAUUUUGAUAUGAUAACUGGUGUUGUAUAUACACCUGAUUCUCAAAAUAUUGUUACUUGUUCUGAUGAUGGAAAAAUUAAAUUAUGGGAUAUACGUUCUGGAUUUUCUUUGGUUACGUUUUCUGAACAUACUUCAACUGUCACUGGUCUUGGUUUUUCUAAGUCUGGGAAUGUUCUUUUUUCUUCAAGUUUAGAUGGUUCAGUAAGAGCUUGGGAUUUAACUCGUUAUAGAAAUUUUCGUAUUUUUGUUGCUCCUAUACGUAUAGAAUUUUCAUGUUUAGCUGUUGAACCUAGUGGAGAAAUUGUAUCUGCAGGAUCUCUUACUUCUUUUGAUAUAUUUAUAUGGUCUGUUCAGACAGGUCAACUUGUUGAUCGUCUUUCUGGUCAUGAGGGGCCAGUCUCUAGUUUAUCAUUUUCAAAUACUGGUGAAAUUCUGGCUAGUGGAAGUUGGGAUAAAACCGUUAGGCUUUGGGAAAUAUUUACAUCUAGACAAUCUGUUGAAUUACUUCAAUUGCAAUCAGAUGUUUUGGCAGUUACAUUUCGUCCUGAUGGAAAAUAUAUAUGUGUUUCAACUUUGGAUGGGCAAUUAACGUUUUGGGAUGUCGAUAAAGGAAAUCAGGUUAAUAUUAUUGAUGGAAAAAAAGAUAUAUCAGGCGGUAGGAAUAUUGGAGAUCAAUUCUCUGCUGCAAAUUCUUUUAGAAAUAAAUCAUUUAAAUGUGUUUGUUAUUCUCCUGAUGGCUAUAUAGUUGUUGCAGGUGGUAAUAGUAAGUAUAUUUGUAUCUACGAUAUUGAAAGUUCUGUUCUUAUCAAGAAAAUUCAAAUUUCAAAGAAUUUAUCUUUAGAUGGAACUCAAGAGAUUCUUAAUAGUAAAAAUUUUACUGAAGCAGGCCCUCUUGAACUCAUUGAUGAUCAUGAUGAUCAAGAUGAUUUACAAGAUAAAGCAGAUAAUUUAUUACCUGGAGCUACAAAAAGUGAUUUAUCUAUUCGGAAAUUGAGACCUGAAAUUAGGACUCAUGCCUUAGGGUUUUCUCCAAAUGGAAGAUCUUUUGCUGCUGCAACUACAGAAGGAUUAUUGAUAUAUUCAUUAGAUGAUUUGCAUCUUUUUGAUCCAUAUUAUUUAGAUAUAGAAAUAACGCCUCAAACUAUUAGAACUGUCUUAUUAAAAGAGGAUUAUCUAAAAGCAUUCAUAAUGGCAUUCAGAUUAAAUGAACAAUAUAUUAUUCAUGAAGUUUAUGAAUCUAUACCAUUCAAUAAUAUAGAAUUAAUUUCACGAGAAUUACCUCUUGUAUAUUUGGAUAGAUUAUUGAAAUUUAUAUCUAUAAUUACUGAAAGUUCUCCACAUAUUGAAUUUCAUUUAUUUUGGAUUGAAGCACUUUUUACUUAUCAUGGGAAAUAUAUAAAAUCUCGUAAUCAGGAUUUUAUAAAAGAAAUACGAGCAAUUCAAAAAUAUCUUAUUUAUAUUCAGCAUGAUAUUAUUAAAAUAUCUGAUGAAAAUAAAUAUUUUGUUGAAUAUAUUUUAAAUAGGAAAAAAAUAAAUUAUCAAACAACCUCAUUAGUGAAAAAAAGUGAUGAAAUACAUAUGAAAGAUGUUUUUGAUGAUACUCACUCGAGAACUAAUCAUAUAAAUAAUGAAAAAUAG